UAGCAAUCCUCAAAUUUUCCUAGUUUCAUUAGUGAUUUUGACCAUUCGGCCCUAAGCUGCACUUUUAAAUUCAUCCGUAACUUUGCCAUUCAAAUUCGAAGCAACUGACCAUGUCAGCAGAUAAAGUAAACGUUGAGUCUACAUCGUCCGAGACGAUUAAAGAUAUUUAUUGCUUGCCGGAAAAUCCACGAAAAAUUUCAUUCGAAGAUGUUCAAAAAGCGUUCGCUGUUGUUAGCGAAUGCACUAAGCCAACACCAUUUACGAAAUCCAAACUGUCCGAAGUAUUGGGAAUGAAUGUGUACUUCAAAAAGGAAUUCUUACAGUACACUGGCAGUUUUAAGGAACGCGGUGCACUCUAUGCUCUUACCAUGCUAAGUGAGGAACAGAAAAAGAAGGGUGUGGUAGCAGCCUCUCUCGGUAAUCAUUCGCAGGGGAUGAGUUACCAUUCGAAACGAUUGAACAUUCCGUGCACUGUGGUGAUGCCCCAUGCCGCUCCGCACAAUAAAAUAAAGAGAUGUAGAAACUUUGGAGCCAAUGUCAUUAUUCACGGAAACGAUAUGGCUGAAGCACUAAGUCACGCCAAGUUUCUUGCAAAAGAGAAGGGAAUGACUUACAUCAACGGAUACGAUCAUCCACAUAUUAUUGCUGGCCAAGGAACUGUUGGCAUGGAAAUCGUCGCACAGAUGGAAGAUCAUAUCGAUGCAAUAGUUGUGCCGGUUGGAGGAGGUGGACUAAUAGCCGGAGUAGCAACGGCAGCUAAAGCGUUACUGAAGGACGUCAAAAUUAUUGGAGUAGAAACCGAAAACUCUCAAGGCUUUACCAAUGCUCUUGCCCAUGGCAAACCGAUCUAUACACCCACUUCACCGAGUCUUGCUGAUGGGCUUGUCGUUCCAACUGUAGGAUACAAUGCUUUUGCGACCGCACAACCAUUGGUAGAUAAAAUGAUUGUAAUUAAGGAAGAGUGGAUUCAUCCAGCAAUGCUGCAGUUAGUCGAACUGGAAAAAUCGGUGGUGGAAGGCGCCGCUGCGGCUGGUCUUGGAGCCAUCCUAUCCGGACAGAUGGAUGAGUUCAAAAAUAAAAAUGUGGCUGUGAUUCUUUGCGGCGGUAACAUUGACUCAAACAUUUUUGGCCGUUGUAUCGAACGUGGAUUGGUAGCAGUAGGACGACUACUAAGGUUCUGUGUGACAGUCAGUGAUAAGCCGGGAAGUCUAACCGAAUUGUGUUCCCUAACAAGUGCGGCUGGUGUUUCUAUUACCCAACUUGUACAAGAGCGGCAAUUCUGCAAGAGUAUCCAUAAUAUUGAGUUGAAAGUAAUUUGCGAGACGCGUGACUACGAACAUACCGAAUAUUUUAAAAAGCUGUUACGAGAACACUAUGGAGAAGUAGAAUUUAACGAUUCACCGCUUAAAUGCGCCACAAUGGAAUAGGUUCUUGCCUUUGACUGAUCUCUGACAAUAAAUUGGAAUCCCAUGGAA
This is a messenger RNA of Bradysia coprophila, 1475 nucleotides long. Its product is annotated as L-threonine ammonia-lyase-like. The record is from RefSeq and is a predicted model, not a curated record. Gene Ontology annotation, biological process: L-serine catabolic process; L-threonine catabolic process. Gene Ontology annotation, molecular function: L-serine ammonia-lyase activity; threonine deaminase activity. Lineage: Eukaryota; Metazoa; Arthropoda; Insecta; Diptera; Sciaridae.